AUGUUGCCCAUGCGCAAAAGCGCCAUGUUGGAGGAAAUUGCUGGGAACGAGAAGCGCUGAUACAAAUCCGUGUUUUGUUAUCCAAUUUAUCUGAUGUUUAUCUACGUUUAUUUUGAAAUUCAAAUGAUUUCCGUAUGUUAUUUUAAAUGAUCGAACAAAGAAGCACGGACGAUCAGCACAAUUCGAGCGCAAAUGCAAGAGCAGAAAUACCGCGUUUGCAGGCCCUUGAAGCGGUGGGUUUUGAGGGCACAGCAAGUGUGACUAUCCAUUUAAUUUUGUUCUGGGAUGACUUGGACAACUAGACAACCAGAGUGACAGUGACUGGAGAGGAAACAAACACCCUCUCAUAUUGAAAUCUUUCUUAUGCGUUGCUCCACACUAUAAACAAGACAAAACAGCAACAUUUAUAGUUUGGACAAAUUUAUUUAUUACCUAUACGGAGUAGUAUACUCUAGUGGUCCUCGGGAUGUCUAUCACCAACAUGCCUACGAGUAACGACGCUUGCCUGAGCAUUGUACACAGCUUGAUGUGUCAUAGGCAAGGGGCAGAGAGUGAGACCUUUGCCAAGCGAGCAAUAGAAAGUCUAGUGAAAAAGCUGAAGGAGAAGAAGGAUGAACUGGACUCCCUUAUCACAGCCAUCACCACCAAUGGAGCUCACCCCAGCAAGUGUGUCACCAUCCAGCGGACUCUGGAUGGCCGCCUGCAGGUAGCAGGGCGUAAAGGGUUCCCCCACGUGAUCUACACUCGGUUGUGGAGAUGGCCCGAUCUGCAUAAAAAUGAACUGAAGCAUGUCAAAUACUGCCAGUUUGCGUUUGACCUGAAGUGUGACAACGUCUGCGUGAACCCCUACCACUAUGACCGGGUGGUGUCUCCGGGUAUUGACCUAUCAAGCUUGACUCUUACCAGCACAGCUACCAGCCUGGGACUGAUGGUUAAAGAUGAGUACGACUUUGACGGCCAGCCCCAGCUGCCCCCCAUGGACGGGGGUCACUCCAUCCAAACCAUCCAGCAUCCUCCCUCCAGCCGAGUUGGGCCCCCCUCGGAGCCCUUCAGCACCGCUGGCCUGCUGCCCCUCGCUGAUGCCCGCACCACCUCCGCCUUCCCCAGCAUAUCUGUUGGAUCUGGAAAUGCCACCUCCACCUGGACGAGAAACAGCAGCUUCAUGCCCAACAUGCCUCAACAUCAGAAUGGGCACCUGCAACACCACCCACCCAUGCCUCAUCCAGGGCACUACUGGCCUGUGCACAACGAGCAUGGCUUCCAGCCCCCCAUAUCCAACCAUCCAGCGCCCGAUUACUGGUGCUCCACUGCUUACUUUGAGAUGGACGUGCAGGUGGGCGAGACCUUCAAGGUGCCCUCCACUUGCCCUGUCGUGACCGUGGACGGCUACGUGGACCCUUCGGGUGGAGACCGCUUCUGUCUGGGCCAGCUGAGCAACGUGCACCGGACAGAGGCCAUUGAAAGAGCCAGGCUCCACAUCGGGAAGGGGAUCCAGCUGGAGUGCAAAGGUGAAGGGGACGUGUGGGUUCGUUGCCAUAGCGACCACGCAGUGUUUGUGCAGAGCUACUACCUGGACAGGGAAGCCGGCCGUGCCCCCGGCGACGCCGUGCACAAGAUCUACCCCAGCGCCUACAUCAAGGUGUUUGACCUGCAUCAGUGCCACAGGCAAAUGCAGCAGCAGGCAGCGACGGCGCAGGCGGCAGCCGCAGCUCAGGCUGCCUCUAUUGCUGGGAACAUCUCUGGGCCGGGCUCCGUGGGAGGCAUCGCUCCCGCCAUCAGCCUUUCGGCAGCAGCCGGCAUCGGUGUGGACGACCUGAGGAGACUGUGCAUCCUGCGCAUGAGCUUUGUCAAGGGCUGGGGUCCCGAUUACCCCCGGACGAGUAUCAAGGAGACCCCCUGCUGGAUUGAGAUCCACCUACACCGCGCCCUCCAGCUACUGGACGAGGUGCUGCACACCAUGCCCAUCGCUGACCCCCAACCCUUGGACUGAACCACCAGACUGACCCCUCCCCUGUGACACUUCAGUAAUGAGAGAACUUGGAAUAAGGCGGGGUAGGGGACAGGAGAGACGCCCUGUUUAGCUAUACAAGUAAACAAAUACUUGUUUCUCUCUAUAGGUCGUUCCUCUUCUUUUGCCUUCAUAUUGUCAAGUACGUCCAGGUCAGGACAGAGGCUCUGAUGAAGAAAGGGGGCUACUCUUCUCAAUCGCCCUGGUGCCCUUCACCAGUGAUCCCAUCUGGGUAACCUAUGCAGUGUUUUCCACAAGCACAUGGAGUAUUCAGCCAAAUAGAAAAAGUAGCCAGCCAGGCUCCCCUGGAUUUUUUUUUGCAGAACAAGCUCUAUUUUGGUGGUCUCUGAUACAUUCUAAUGCUUUGAUUUCAUACAAAAUACACAGCAAAAUGAUUGCAUACUUUGAGGUUACCUCCCAGAUUGGAAAAGUGUUUAUAAUUUAAAUGACUGAAUUUAAGUAUUGUUAGUUGUUUAGGAUAUCGAUCAUAUGAUCAGGACUAUUUUCUAAGUAAGAACAUAAAACCUCUCAACAUUUAACCUGCCUUCUCUUGAGCUUAAAGUAUUUUACUGCAAGAUAUGAAUUGCCACAAUUGUUUGUUCUUCAGAUUAUAUUUUAUUAAAACAGAAAAAUGAA
Messenger RNA from Oncorhynchus tshawytscha (Chinook salmon), 2644 nucleotides. RefSeq names its product mothers against decapentaplegic homolog 4. Gene Ontology annotation, molecular function: RNA polymerase II cis-regulatory region sequence-specific DNA binding; DNA-binding transcription factor activity, RNA polymerase II-specific; I-SMAD binding. NCBI's taxonomy places the organism in Eukaryota, Metazoa, Chordata, Actinopteri, Salmoniformes, Salmonidae. Gene Ontology annotation, cellular component: heteromeric SMAD protein complex. Gene Ontology annotation, biological process: anatomical structure morphogenesis; BMP signaling pathway; cell differentiation. The transcript is spliced from 11 exons. The coding region runs from base 467 to 1990 and encodes 507 amino acids. The record is from RefSeq and is a predicted model, not a curated record.